UAGAAAAUAACGGUGGUCGUGGAAUUGUGGGAUAUGUGUCUCUGCCACGUCUUGACAAUUCACGAUAUUUCCUAAUAUUUGUUCGAUCAUGACACAGUAUUCGAGAUAAAACUAGUAGAUAUAGGUAUUUGGUAUAAUUUAAGUUGCUUAAACGUGAAAAAUCUACGCAUCGAACGCGUACUAACAGCAUUCUUACACAAUGAAAGUUAAAGAGAUUGGUCGUACAGCUAAUAUAGCAUGGUCACCACAGCAACAACAUCCAGUUUAUAUGGUAGCUGGAACAGCUGCUCAGCAGCUGGAUGCUACAUUCAGCACAUCUGCAGCUCUCGAGCUGUACAGCUUGAAUCUUGGAGACCCAUCACUGGACAUGCCCUUGGUAGCAACAGUGCCUUCAGAUUGCAGGUUCCACAAAGUGGCCUGGGGAUGUUAUGGGGUAUCAGAAGACCUGUCUAAUGGUGUGAUAGUAGGAGGGGGAGACAGUGGGGGCAUUUUAGCAUAUGAUGCCUCCAAGUUUUUAGAUGGAGAUCAGGACUGCCUUAUGUUUAAAAAGGAUAAACACACAGGAGCUGUGAAGGCCCUAGACUUCAAUCCAUUUCAGAAUAAUUUACUAGUUUCUGGUGGAGCGGAAUCAGAAAUAUUUAUCUGGGACAUGAAUAACCCAGAUAGUCCAAUGACUCCAGGAGCUAAAUCGCAGCCACCAGAGGAAGUUGCUUGUGUAUCAUGGAACAGACAGGUACAACAUAUCUUAGCCUCCACAUUUACUGCUAGAUGUGUUGUCUGGGAUCUGAGGAAAAAUGAACCAAUCAUUAAAGUUAGCGACAGUAUGUCAAGGAUAAAACCAAAGUUGGUAUGUUGGAAUCCAGAGGUUGCCACCCAGAUGUGUUUAUCAUCAGAGGAUGAUCAUGCCCCAGUUAUACAGCUCUGGGAUCUCAGAUAUGCCACAUCUCCUGUCAAAGUGCUAGAAAACCAUCAAAGAGGUAUUUUAAGUAUGUCAUGGUGUCCCAAAGAUCCGGACCUGUUGCUCAGCUGUGCCAAAGAUAACAGAAUAUUGUGCUGGAAUCCAAAUAGUUCUGCUCAAAAUGGAGAGGUAGUUUAUGAGAUACCUACCAGUCAUCAGUGGAGUUUUGAUGUACAGUGGUGUCCAAGGAAUCCAAAUGUCAUAUCUAGUUCAUCGUUUGAUGGUAGUAUCACAUGUUACUCUCUGAUGGGAGGUGGUCAUCCAAUCCAGCAGAUUGAUAAGGUGUCUGAAUCAUUUCUGUCAUCUGAUCCGUUCACACAAGCAAUGCAUAGUCAGCAGCAGCAACAACAACAAGAACAGAAUGUAAUGCCAUUACAGAAACCACCUAAAUGGCUUAAGAAACCAGUAGGGGCUAACUUUGGAGUCAAUUUUGAGAAAGAACCAAGGGAAAAAUACAUUCAGAUGCUAGGAUAUGACAAAACAGAGCUUGCUACAAAGGUGACACAGCACACAAAAGCAGAGGGGUUAAAUGAGUCCAUAGGGCCUGGUGUUGAUGCUAAUGAACUUGCUAAGAAAAUGGACCAGCUUGGAACGGGGGAACCAGGUUCGCAAGCUCUUACUGGCAGUGGUAGAGCUUCCCCAAAUGUGGAGGCAAAGACUCCUGGAAGUAGAGAUGAGUUGAAUUUCUCAGAUGGAGGAGCAUCAGCAUUUGAUGAGAUAGGACUUUCUGCUGCUAAAUCUGACAAGAAACCAGAUGCUCCACUAAGUCUGUCUGCUUCUGAUGAUGCAGAUGGUCUUUUAUGUCAAGCAUUAUUAACAGGCAACUUUGAAGCAGCUGUUGAUAUGUGUCUGUGUGAGAACAAGAUGGCCGAGGCUAUACUGUUAGCUAUUGCUGGUGGUCCAGAACUUCUUAGCAGGACACAGCAGAGAUACUUCCAGAAAAAUGGCACAAAUCUUGGAAGACUGGUAUCAGCUAUUGUAACACAUGAUUGGAGACAGGUUGUGAACAGUUGUGAAUUAGACAAUUGGAAGGAAGCUUUAGCUGUUAUCCUCACUUAUUCUCCUGCUGAUGAAUUCUCUAUACUUUGUGAUAGUUUAGCAGCUAGGUUAGAAACAGAAGGUAAUGGUGAGCUGUCUCCCUAUGCUGGUUUAUGUUACAUAUGCUCCGGUAAUGUGGAAAAAAUGGUGGAGAAUUGGAUUAACACUACACAGAACAACCAGUCGCCAUUGGCCUUACAGGAUCUUGUAGAAAAAGUGAUGCUGUUACGCAAGGCAGUGGAAACUUCAAGAGGCCAUGCACCUGAAAUCACAACUGGUGUACUAGCAGAUAAACUGAGUAACUAUGCAGAGAUUUUGGCUGCACAAGGCCGCCUAGAUACUGCUUUGCGAUAUCUAGGUGAAAGUUCAGAGGUUAGCCUAACAGUAUUGAGGGACAGAUUGUACCAGGCCCUGUCAGUUGUCCCACAAGGUACAUCAGUUCCACAAUGCCCCUGGCAGAAAGUAAAUGUUGCCCCGCAGUCAAAAGCACCGAGUCAGCAAAGACCAGCAACAUACCAGGCUACUGCUAACUCGACAUUCAAUACAAACACAACAGGGACAUAUUCUAGUCAAGGUCAGUAUUCUAAUCAAUAUUCAACCAUGAAUGGUACAUCAGUACCUGCAUACAGUGUUAACAACCCAUUAACUGGACCUGGCACAUCGUCAGUGCCGGCAUAUAAUAGUCAGACAGGUGCACCGUCUUCACCAACCAACAAAGGUCCUCUGAGUCACAAGUACCCCCAGCCAACUGUAGGAUAUCCUGGAGCUGCACAAUCUGACUAUGGGAUAAAUACCUACAAUCCUAUGGACUAUAACACCAAUCAGCCAGCACAUCAACCUUAUGACUAUGGUACACAGUAUCAGCCAACAACAGUGACACAACCAUCAGGGCCUUCUCCAAACAUGUACCAAAAUAAUACACAAGGAUAUGGUCAGCCUCCUGUAGCUGGGGGUAUACAUCCUAAUUUCCACUCUUUCCAGGAUUCUAAACCUGACAAAGCAUGGAAUGAUCCCCCUAUGGUAGUGAAAAAAGAUAAACCAAAGCCCCAGCCAACAGAUGUAUCACCUAUAACCAACCCUAUAUAUGGUGGUCAACAACCGGUACCAGACCAGGGUCAACCAGCUGCUCAAAUGAACUAUGGUAAUUUUUACAAUCCCCAGGAGUACAAGCCUGAACCUCAGAAAUUUGCAACAGCACCACAAUCUACCUACACUAACAGCCAUGUUGCACCAAAGCCUGCCAUGCCAGAACCUGUGAAAGAAGUUCCAAAAGCACCUUUACCAGAGGAACAUAAAGUCUUACAAGAUAUAUUCAACAAUUUGGUGCAUAAUUGUCAAGCCAGAGCAAAUAAUGCUCAAAUGAAGAGGAAGUUGGAUGAUGUAAUGAAGAAAUUAGAAGUUCUCUAUGACAGACUUAGGGAUGGAACGUUAUCGCCAGCAGUUAUUCAAGGUUUACACCAGAUUGUUCAGACUAUACAACAAUAUGAUUAUAACACUGGACUUGGAAUAUACACACAAAUGGUUAGUCAGGGAAAUUUCUCAGAAAUCAGCAGUUUUAUGCCAGGAUUGAAGAUGUUGAUACAGUCCGCGGCACAUCUACAAGUUUAUGUACAAUAACUGAACUCUUCUCUAGGAUUAUUAUGCUUUUAAAUUUUAGGAUGGCAUUUUAUACAGCAUAUAAUACUUAUUUGAACGUUCCAUGAUUGUUCUGGACAUUGUUCUUUUUUUGUCUGAGGUAGUUCUUUUAUUUUUACCCUCAAACAAUGCUGUUUAUGAAAUUGCUAGGAAUAAAAUAAUUUUUGAAUUAAUUGUUAUCAUCUAUAUAUACAUGUGCCAGAUCAAAUGGGUAUAACUUUAACUUAAAAUUUGUGUAAGAGUGAUUCAUUUUUAGUAUCCUUAAUAAUUUUCCACCAUCUAACAUACUUUAGAAAGAGAGCAAUCCUAUAUUGAAUAAGUAAGUUUAAACUAAGGCUAAUUCUAAUGGUAAUAGCUUUAAGUAUGUAUGGAUAGGCAAAGUAUAUUUUCAAGUAUUAUAAUAUUUUAUCUAAUAAUCUGUCAACCUGAAAAAUUACUUAUAAAUAAAUUACACAUAAGCUUGUAGCUGCAUAAAGAAACACUUGAAAAUUUAUUAGAGUGAAAAUAUCAACCCAACAUUUAAACUUGAUAGCAAAUAUAUGUUUUUGAUUAUAAAUAAAGCUAUCAUAGUUUAUCAGUUAUUAUAAAGACAUCUGUAUCAUUGGUACUGUUAACAUUGAGAACUUCAGCAGAAAUAUUGUCUUGAUGUGCUACCAAAAAAAUAGCCACUUAGACUUGCAUGUCUGCACAAACCGACCAAAAUUUUUUUAGAACUACAUGAUUUUAUCAUUCUGCAAUAAUCAUUCUGCAGUGACAUAAAUUAGCAUCAUUCAGUGCUAAAUUAACUCUAUAUUGUCUAUAUUAAACACUUAACCAGGUUUAUGGUUUAAACCAUAUAACAACUAUAUUUAAGUAUUAAUUAGCUCAUUUGUAACAGAGCUCAUUUUAACAUGUCUGCUGUUUUAUAGUAAGCUAAUUAUGAGCAUGCUUAUUUUUAUAUCCUCAUGUUGUUAUAAGCUCAUUUAUUGAUGUCAUAUGAGAGAAUAUAUGUGUGCCAUUGUUAUGUGUUAUAUAUAAAUUAUAAAUGAUUUUUGAUGUGUUGAUAAUGAUCUGAUGAAUUGAUUGAGUAAAUUUCUGUCAUUCAAAAUGUAUGAAUGGAUAUGUCUUAGUUCUGUGAUUGUUAGAAAUAAAAAGUUGUAACAUAAAUGUUAUUAAUUUGUGUUCUUUAACUCUUAAUUGUAAGGGACUUGUAAAUUAUGUAGAAGGAAAAUUUUCUACAUAUUACUGUGUGAUAUUCUCAUAGACAUCUUGUUGCCUCCAAGUGAAUGUUCAUGUCUUUUUGCAUAGGUUAGUGUUUUUAUUAGUAAGCAUUUACAAAAUUAAAUUGUUCAAGAACGUAUUGAGCCAUCGGACCAGUUUAAUUAUGUUAACAAUGACAAAUGAACACAAACCAAUUUAGCUUCAAAAAUAUUUCUAUAUACAGGCGAUGUACAUGACUGAUCAGUUGUUGAUUUACCAGAGUAAAUGUGUUUAUAAUUUAUUUGGAAUACUGCAAUCCUAUUGGACAAAAAAUAAAUUUAUCUAAACGCCAACCAGUAAUAUUUCUAUAUGUUUAAAGUUUUACCUUUGUGUAAUAAUAUGCAAAAUUGUUCCUCCUGAAAUUGUUAAAGAAUAUACAUUUUUUGCUGCCUUUGUUUCAUCUUUGACCAUUUUAUGUUGUGCAUAACAUACAGAUCAAACAUUGAGAGAUAGUGUAAACUUAGAUAGAAAAUCUAUGUUGUUUUAGAUAUUCAUGUAUCCCUUUUGUGGGCUACUCCUCAAAACUAUUGGUGCAACUUCAUCCCAACUUUACAGAAAUGAUCAGUACCAAGUGUUGUUGCCCAUCAUUUUCCAGUUCAAUGAUUUUUAUGAGAGUAAUGGCUGAGAAUUUUUUUUUUUAAGUUUGUCUGGACUUCUCUGCUUAUUCCAUUAAUGCAGUUUGAUUGAAACUUUACAGUAUUGACCGGUACCUUAAGUACAUGCCUAUAUUACUUUGGUUUUCUGGUUAACUGAUUAUUUACUGAAAUAUGGCAUUUUGGCCUGUUAAUUAUUUUUGUGUCUCUUGCUACACAGUAGCUGCAACAUGCCACAUAGUAGUCUCCACUUGUAGGGAAUAAACUGUCCAAUUAUCCCUCAGUAAAACUGCUUAAUUGGCUAUCAUUGGGCGACACAUGAUUACCUUAAUGUGAUCACUGAUCACUCUUUUUUAAAACUCUUUAUUUUUUGCAUAAUAAAUUCUGUCAUUGAUUACAAGUAAAAUCAAAACUAGAUAGAGAUUAAAGUAGAACUAGUUAAGUAGUCAUAUUUACUCAGCGAUGAUAGAAAGUAUUUUGUUUUGAUGAUUUUUUUAUCUCUGUUAAUUGUUAUUUCUUUAGAAACAAUGUGAAAUGAGAUUGUAAAGUUGACUAGUUGAUUGCUUACUAACUAAGUUAGUUUCUUUACCUUCCACUGUGUCCAAAAUAUCUGAUAGAUUGUUCUUCCCGAACAACCCUCCCUCUAGUUUACCCGAACUACCCUCCCUCUAGUUUCUUGUUGUAUCUUUUCUCAUUCGGUUAAUAUCCUCGGUAUUUCCCCUGAGAAAUUAUGUCAUAAUCUCCUUGUUUUAUAUUAUUUUCAUGCAUACAUUUCUAAGUUGAUUAAGAUGCAAAAAAUGAAUGUUUGAAAGAUUCAGUUUUACUUUAACCUUCAGAGAGAGAAUGAAAGUUACAGAACUUCUAAGUUCUUUUCAUAUUUAAAAAAAUGGCUAGUCAGUAGAACCAUAAAAAACGUUAAUGAUUUCUUUUAUACAACUGAUUAUAAAAGAUGUUGCUCUUAAAUAUAUUAUUGAUUGACAGAUUUAAUUAUAUAUUCAUGUAAGAUGUUAAUAUUUUAUUUAUUGGACUGAUUUGAUUUAUGAUAACUAUGUGAAAAAAAAAUUAAAUAUUUUGAAGCAAACAAAUCUUAUUUUUUC
Molecule: messenger RNA, 6560 nt
Organism: Ruditapes philippinarum (Manila clam)
Lineage: Eukaryota; Metazoa; Mollusca; Bivalvia; Venerida; Veneridae
Product: protein transport protein Sec31A-like
Exons: 27
Coding region: 200-3613 (1137 amino acids)
Biological process (GO): endoplasmic reticulum organization; COPII-coated vesicle cargo loading; endoplasmic reticulum to Golgi vesicle-mediated transport
Cellular component (GO): endoplasmic reticulum exit site; COPII vesicle coat
Molecular function (GO): protein binding; structural molecule activity
Source: RefSeq, a predicted model, not a curated record